This is a messenger RNA of Dentiscutata erythropus, 459 nucleotides long. The record is from the annotation of a GenBank genome assembly. NCBI's taxonomy places the organism in Eukaryota, Fungi, Glomeromycota, Glomeromycetes, Diversisporales, Gigasporaceae.
AUGGAUGGAAAUCGUAGGUUUGCAAGAAAGAUGAAUUAUAAACAAAGUCGUGAAGGUUAUUUCAUGGGUUAUGAUAAACUUCAAGAGGUAUUGAAUAUAUGUUUGCACCUUGGAGUCAAAGUAGUUACUAUAUAUGCAUUUAGUAUUGAAAAUUUUAAACGCCCAAAGGAAGAGGUUGAUACGCUUAUGGAACUUGCUAAAAAUAAGUUUGUAGAACUAUGCGAAAAAAGAGAUGAAAUCACUUCAUCUAUAAAAUCUGCUAUAAAAUUAGUUGAAAAUAGUCAUAUACAAAUUAGUGUUAUAAAAAUUGUUAUAUUCACUGUUAAUUGUUUUUGGCCGGAAUUUUCACUUUGGGAAAUGUUACCAAUUAUUUUAGAAUAUCAACUUAGUUAUAAAUCAUUAAAGGAAAAAGAUCAAAGUCCGGGUUGUAAAUUGCCUCUAGUCUGUCUUAAUAAAUAA